This is a messenger RNA of Saprolegnia diclina VS20, 720 nucleotides long. RefSeq lists its product as hypothetical. Gene Ontology annotation, molecular function: ATP binding; single-stranded DNA helicase activity; single-stranded DNA binding. Gene Ontology annotation, cellular component: nucleus; MCM complex. The record is from RefSeq and is a predicted model, not a curated record. Gene Ontology annotation, biological process: DNA replication initiation; double-strand break repair via break-induced replication; DNA strand elongation involved in DNA replication. The transcript is spliced from 7 exons. Lineage: Eukaryota; Oomycota; Saprolegniomycetes; Saprolegniales; Saprolegniaceae. The coding region runs from base 1 to 720 and encodes 239 amino acids.
AUGGCCAUGGCCGGCUUUCCCAACUACCUGGAAGAAAAAGAGAAAUGGCUCCACUUUCUGCGCAACCAUGUCGACUCGCUCUCGGGCGCGCGCAAGUACGAAGACAUGCUCCAAGAGGUCGCUGACCGCCAGCGCACGACCAUCACGAUCGCGCUCGACGACGUCCUCUCGUUUGAGAACGAUGAGGACUUUGUGCGCAACGUCAUGCGCAACACGCACGUCUCGCUCUUCUCGGAUGCGGUCGACGACGUCCUCCGCCUCCACCGCGUGCAAGAGGCGGCGACCGAGAACGACGCGCCCGUCGACCUUGCGACCGUCUUUCCGCCGACACUCAUGCGCCGCUUUGAGCUCCAACUUGUGCCCGGCGUCAAGACCAAGCCGGUCCCGAUCCGCGAGGUGAAGGCGUCGAAAGUGGGCAGCUUCGUGCGCAUCAAGGGCACGGUGGCGCGUGUCUCGAACGUCAAGCCACUCGUCAUCGUCGCGACGUACACGUGCGAAGUGUGCUCGUUUGAAGUCUACCAAGAGAUCAAGUCGCGCGAUUUCAACCCGCUCGUGCGUCAACACGACCAACGGGCGCCUCCUCUGUGUCAAAAAGUCACGUUGCAAGAACUACCGGACCAAGUGCCCAUGGUCCACAUUCCCCGGCCGUUCACCGUAUACCUCCGCGGCGAGCUCACCCGGUCGUGCGAGUUUCAAAACGACCUCUCGAGCGAGAAAUAG